This is a messenger RNA of Uloborus diversus, 1229 nucleotides long. RefSeq names its product protein SCO1 homolog, mitochondrial-like (gene Scox). Lineage: Eukaryota; Metazoa; Arthropoda; Arachnida; Araneae; Uloboridae. The record is from RefSeq and is a predicted model, not a curated record. Gene Ontology annotation, cellular component: mitochondrial inner membrane. The coding region runs from base 172 to 1071 and encodes 299 amino acids. Gene Ontology annotation, biological process: intracellular copper ion homeostasis; mitochondrial respiratory chain complex IV assembly. The transcript has a single exon. Gene Ontology annotation, molecular function: copper ion binding; copper chaperone activity.
UGAAGAGAAAGAGAAUUCAAUUUAACAUUCUAUUCUCCAAAGAUAUGUUUAAAUGCUAGUUGAUUAGAGCAAAUAACGCUAUUUAUUAAUAAUUGUCUUCCCGUGACUCAAUCCAACGGAACUCAUUUAGUAAUUAUAUGUUUGAAGUAACACAUUUUUUGUGAACAUUGCAUGUUAUAUAACUUUAUUAUUAGAAUAUUCUCCUCCAAUUUUGUUACAUUUCCAGGCAUAGUUAUGACGAGCAAAUUGUGGUACGUUUCUUGUAUAAAUUUACGUGCUCGGUAUAGUCUGCAAUUUUGUCAAAUUCGAAAGCAAUGCCUUUUCUUUGAUGUUAAAAAUCCUACAAUCAGUAAAUGUUUUUCUAGAAACAUGUGUACUGUUCCACAAUUACCCAAAAAGAAGGAGUAUGGUGCUAAGAAGGGACCUAUUUCCUGGAAAACACUGCUAGUUACAUUGGGAAUCGGUACGAUUUUUAUUGUCGGAAUGCAAUAUGUUAAAAAAGAAAAACAGCUUGCAAUUGAUAAGCGGCGAAAACGAGAGAUAGGCAAAGCUGCAAUAGGAGGAAGAUUUGAUUUGGUAGAUCACACAGGUGUGCCAAGAAAAAGUGAAGAUUACAAAGGAAAUUGGUUAUUGAUAUAUUUCGGAUUUACGCACUGUCCUGACGUAUGUCCGGAAGAAAUAGAGAAAAUGAUUGCAGUUGUUGAUGAUUUGGAUAAAACACCUAAUUUACCCAAAAUCACACCACUUUUCAUCAGUGUCGAUCCUGAAAGAGAUAGUGUUGAAACUGUUGCAAAAUAUGUUAAGGAAUUUUCACCAAAGCUUGUUGGUUUAACCGGAAGUAAAGAACAGGUGCGCCAGUGUACAAGAGCCUAUCGCGUCUAUUAUAGUCCUGGUCCCAAAGAUGAAGAUGAUGAUUAUAUUGUUGACCACACGAUUAUUAUGUAUUUAGUGGAUCCAGAUGGUGAAUUUGUUGACUAUUACGGGCAAACAAAAACUGCUGAACAGGUUGCCAAUGGUAUAAGCAUGCAGAUGCUUAAAUACAAACAAGCUAAUAAACAAUCUUGGAUUUGAUCGAUGUGCAUGCCCGAACAUCAGAUGAUAGUAAUUUCAUGUUUUAUUUUUAUAACUUAUUGAAUCAGUGAUGAGAACAAUUAAAAUUGUUCAAAUAUGUCUUGCUCAUCAAAAUGUGUGAUUCAGUUUUGUUGCAAAAAAAUAAAUAUCGCGUUUAG